This is a messenger RNA of Trematomus bernacchii (emerald rockcod), 2154 nucleotides long. It is a transcript of the gene rmdn3, whose product is annotated as regulator of microtubule dynamics 3. NCBI's taxonomy places the organism in Eukaryota, Metazoa, Chordata, Actinopteri, Perciformes, Nototheniidae. Gene Ontology annotation, molecular function: microtubule binding. Gene Ontology annotation, cellular component: mitotic spindle pole; spindle microtubule; cytoplasm. The record is from RefSeq and is a predicted model, not a curated record.
GUUGCCCUCGGUGCUGCUGAUGUGAUGCAGUUACGUUUGACAUUUCAUAGCAUCAUAGCUGCUAGUCGACUAAAUACCUUCAUAAGAUGUAAACAAACCGUUUUGUUUAUUAUUUUUAAACUUUUGAACGUUUCGUCUUUAAUUAUUACUAGGACAGGUCUAAAGGAGAAUUGUAACAUUUACGUCAAGCUUAUAUUAUUGUGUUAUUAGCCAGUGGAGGCUAUAACAGUCACAGGCUAAUGACACUUGGCUAACGUGCUAGCAGUGAGCGUGCCCCCUGUCAAGCAUCUUUUCGGAACUGAGAUAAUAUACGUCCAGCGGCUUGAGGCAUGUCGUUUGUAUCCUGAAAUAAGUUACAGGUAGACAUGGUUGGUGACGUAUGUAAGCAGAGCUAAGUUAGUACCGUAAACUGUUAAACGACUAGCGGAGCGUGCAGAGAUGAACGCGCAGCUCGGGAGGAGUGGGCUCGUGGGGCUUGCUGUCGCAGCUACAGCAGGCUGUGGCUUGGUCGCCUACAUCAUCUACAAGGAGAUCAGCAGGAUAAGAGCCCAGAGACUGGUGCUGGAAGCCAGGCCGCCGUUAGACGGGGUGGGGGAAGCUGUGCUGCUGGGGGCGCUGGAGGCUGAGGCUCAGGAGGCGGAGGCCCAGCAGCAGGCUCUGGCGGCGGUGCAGGCCGCGGUGCAGGGCCUGUCCCCAGAGCAGCAGCUGGAGGUGAGGAACCAGCUGGACGAGGUGCUGAGCUGUGUGUCCUCACUGCGCUCAGAGGUGGCCGAGCUGAGGGGGGGGCUGCAGGACAUCGCCAUGCAGAUCAUCCAGGAUGUCAAGAAGGGAGUGGAGGAAAGUCAGCGGGUGCGUCGGCGGCGCCACGUGGUCCACAGGGAGCGCACCGAGUCCACCGGCUCCAGCUCCAUCUACUUCACUGCCAGCCAGGGUAUGGCCAGCGCAUAUGAGACCAGCGAAGGAGGGUACUCGACGGCCUACGCUGAGUCGGACUACACAGACAGAGACACAGACAGGGAGGGGGGGCGGGAGCCGGAGCAGGAGUCUGAGGAAGACGAGGACCGGAGCUGCGCCACCGUCCUCACCCUCCGCCAGGAACACUCCCAGGAAGAGGAGGCGGAGGAGCGAGGGCUGGAGGAGGAGGACGAGGAGGAGGAGGACGAGGAGGGGGGGCUGACGCUGCUGACUGAAGUCCCCAGUGGGGAGCUGGCUCUCCUCCUGGCUCAGAGUGACGUCCUGCACACGGGGGACGCCCGUCUGAAGGCCGAGGGCUUCAGACUGCUGCUGGACAACAGAGCAGAGUAUGGAGAUAGCAGGGAGUUUCUAUGGCGGCUGGCUCGGGCCUACAGUGAUAUGUACGAGUCAACUGAGGACAAACAAGAGAAGAAGACCUACGCACACCAAGGUCGAGAGGAGGCGGAGUCAGCCCUGAAGAAGAACGGCCUGAAUGCUGAGUGCCACAAACGGUUUGCAGUGCUGACAGGACUCUCCUCGCAGCAUGAGAGCAUGCACAGCAAACUGAAGAGCAGCCACAUAUUAAAGGAGCAUCUGGACCGUGCCCUCGCGCUCCGAGAUGAUGACCCCAUGUGUUUCUACCUGCUGGGCAGAUGGUGCUAUGAGGUAACCACUCUGGACUGGCUGGAGAAAAAAGCGGCCGCUGCCCUCUACCAGACCCCCCCCACCUCCACACUGCAUGACGCGCUUGAGAACUUCCUGAAGGCAGAGGAGCUCAGUCCGGGUUUCUCCAAGACCGUCAGACUCUACAUCGCAAAGUGUCACAAGGAGCUGGGGAACAUCUCUGAGGCCAUGAACUGGACCCAGCUGGCUCUGAAGAUGACGACAAACUCUAAUGAUGAUGAAACGUCUAAACUGGAGGCUGAGCUUCAACUCUUAACGGACACUAAAAUCUGAAAAACAACAUUUCUAAAGAGAUCCAACGGGCGGAGCCACCCAGCUGAUGGCACUGAUUGGCUAGUCAGGCCGCCAAUCAGUGCUCAUCCAAUCAGAUGUGCCGCACUAAUGGCAGAAGUUUCUUUCUCUUCUUUGGUGGAUAUCUUUGUCACACUGUCACUGUGAAAUUAAAUGGAGUUUAUUAAUGCAUAUUUAUUUUCUUUAAUAUGGCUUAAUUUAAUAAAAAUCACCAUACAUAAUAUA